AUGCCAAACGAGAAUCACACUAUGCUCUGGGGCUCUGGCGGUUCGAGUAGUGCUCCGGGCUUUGCCUCUGGAGGAUUCUCACCACAGAGCUCGACGCUGGCGCAGAGAAACGUGAGCCUCCGGGAGAAGACAAGUGAUGGAAAGAAGAGAAAACUAUCCAACAUAGAAGUUCUCAGCCGCUUGAACGACCGAGCCAUUCAUCUGCUAGAGGCUUACCAUGUAAAACUUCCGUCGGGCGAAUUGGCACUUGAGAGUUUGCUUGACACCAUACCGGAUCUUCUGGGCACCCGCGAGGAUGAGAUCAGCAAGCUUAAGGACGACAGACAACAGGUUGAUGCCCAAAUUGCGACACUAAAGCAGGAUGCAAUAGACUGGCAUGCCAAGUUUGAGUCGGAGAAGAAGACUGCCAAACGAGACCUCGACUCUCUGAGGCUAGCUAUGGAGACUUCGUUCGCUGAUAUGGAGGUCCAGAUCAGAAAACAGCACGGGCAAGAUCUCCGAUCACAGCGAAGAAAUCACGACUCCGAAAUGCGGUCACUGCGGGCCGACCAUGCGAGGGAGGUGUCGGAGCUCAAAGUAAAGCAUGACGAGAACAUGGCACACUUGGAGGAGGAGUGCAAGAAUGAGGUGGCUGAGCUGGAAAGGAAGCUCGAAGACGCCGCGCAGCGUCACCAACGUCAGAUUGAGCAGGCUGGUCUCGCCCACGACAAGAAGAUCGCGCAGCUGACUGCUGACUGGAAGAAUCGGCUGGCAGAGGCGAUCAAUGAGGCCAAGGUUGUCACCGCGGAGAAGGACAGGGAGAUCACCGCCCACAGAAUGGAGAUCGAGCGGCUCUCUAACCGCAUGGCCGCGUACAGCACGAACCGCUACCGGGCCAUUCCGGACAAGGAGUUUGCUGUCCUAUUUGGCAGCCUCGAACAGCGCAUCAUCGACCUCAGCAGCAACACUACGUCUCUCGCGGGAAGCAGCGUCGACGCUGCCCUAAACCCGCACGACUUCAUCGACCGCCGCGGGGGUAAGGGCCGGAAUUGGGUCCGCCUAGUCCGCAACGCUUGCUGGACCCUGCUGCUGCGCGGCUUCUUCAGCCGGCCGGUGGGUUUUGGAGCCUUCGGUGCUGAUGGCACAGACUGCGAGACGCUCAACGACAUGUACGCCCUGUUUACCAGCGGAGCAGCAAGAUCGCUCCCCACGGAUCAAGAAGCCAACGCAGCUCGUGCCUGGUACUUUACCAUGAUCCUCCAGAGCGUCACACCGGGCGGCCUAGCGAAGGGCAGGACAGUGUUGGGGGCGGACAACACCAGCUUGGGGCACCGAUUCCAGCACAACAUCGACAGCGUGGCAGCGGAGCUGAUUCGUAUCCUGCAGCAGCUGGGUGGCGACGGCGGCAGUGCAAGCCAGGAAAAGGCCAGGGACAUUGCAGUGGACAUGGGUCUCCUGGCGCUACGUGUAGGGUCGCAGCGGGCGCACGUCUUACUAGAAACCUGCACUUUCGGUGAGAGUGGAGGGCGCUUGGGCGAAUGGUUUAAACACGAGAGCGAGGGGGCGCUGCCACCAGGGCCCGUCUUGGUGGACCUGAUGGUGCAGCCUUGUCUUCGGCGCGUGGGCGAUGGCUACGAGGACACCCGCAGCCAGAAGAUCCUUGCGCAGGGCGUUUUCCUGGCCCAGAAAUGA
Thyridium curvatum is the source of this 1671-nucleotide messenger RNA. RefSeq lists its product as uncharacterized. Bases 1 to 1671 code for a protein of 556 amino acids. Lineage: Eukaryota; Fungi; Ascomycota; Sordariomycetes; Thyridiales; Thyridiaceae. The record is from RefSeq and is a predicted model, not a curated record. The transcript is spliced from 2 exons.